CGCCAUCCUCGACCGCAUCCGCCAGUUUGCCCCCAUUGGCGAUGUUUUGAUCGGCGGCUCGCAAAAUCUCCUCGCAUGCGGCGCCUGGGCCGCUGUGCGGGUGGCUUUAGAGGUAUGUCAAUUCAUCACGGCUGGUCAUACAUCAUCUUUUGUCGAUGUACGAGGAGAGGAGUCGGGGAUGUGGGGGAUGACGGGACGGCCGCAAAUCUUCUAAUAAUGACAGAUUUCCCUGAGUUUCCUGUCGUACUUUGACAAGGUCUCAAACUUGCUCCUGAGGAUUGGACGCUCCGUCUCACUGCACCAAGAUUUCGCCAUGCUCUUCCCCCAAUGCCGACAAGUCCAGGGCUACAUGUGCGAGUACAUUAUCGUUGUUGUCGACAUCAGCAAGAAUAUCGUCACCCACGCUCGGAAAUCGCUCGCCUCGCAAGUUGCCUCCUCGUUUGGCUCCUCGUUCGAUUCCGUUAUCAAGCCGCUGGAGACGGACAUCGCCGAGUGGGGGCGGCUGAUAGAGAAGCGGACCGCCAUGCUCGUGGCCAAGUCGACUCUUCAAGAACAGUCGUCCAGUCUGGAACGGCUCAACAGACUGCAAAUAGCAACGUCACGAGAAGCUGCCAGGCGCAACCGGGAAGCUCGCAAACACCGUAUCCUCGAAUUCCUGUGCCCGGACCAAAAAGAGUUAGACUUCAUAUGGCGUCGAGAACGAAAGAAGGGGACCUCGAACUGGAUACUCAAAGACCACGAGUAUCACAAAUGGCUCAAGUGCCCCGUUUCGUCUGCCAUUUGGCUGCAGGGCAACCUGGGGUCUGGAAAGACCGUCACCAUGGCUUCCGCCAUUGCUGACCUAGUCCUGACCAAAGGGGACGCGAGCUCCGGCCCCGCUCCGACUAAACAAAGACCCCGGACUGUCUCGUACUUUUUCUGCAAAAGCAACAACCAAAAGACGCUGCAUGUGGAUAACAUACUCGGAAGCAUUGCCUACCAGGUCCUGAGUAGUCCGGUCCUCGCAUCAACAAUCGAACAGUUUUUAGAUCGCACCGACGGCUCCCCAACCACAUCCAACCCCGAAGCCUACGUUCAACUCAUCUUGGACAUUACCCCGCCGGACUGGGAGGGAGUCUUUGUGCUGGAUGGUCUCGACGAAGCUCCGCACGAGGAGAUGGACGAGCUGUUCAUACAGAUGAAGCGUCUCAUGACUGCUAGGCACGUUCGGCUAUGCUGCUCAUCUCGACCAACGUCGAGAUGCAAGACAAUCGCGGAAUCCAUGAUGCAGAUCAACGCGACGCUUUCCAUGGAGCAUGCAGACCGCUCUGGUGAUAUCCUCAGUUAUAUAUCGACAGAGGUAGAGCGGUGGAAGUUGACCAGGCCGUUCUCCGCUGAACUGGAACAGCUGAUCACGAGGCAGCUACUGGUGGGCUGCCAGGGCAUGUUCCUGUGGCUGUCCCUCCAGAUUGAAGCCAUCUGCCCGAAAUACACCCAGGAUCUUCGGUCCGAGGCCGACAUAUCAAACAUCAUGAACAACCUACCCCGCAACCUCCCAGAGGCCUUCGACCAGGCCCUUUUAAGGAUUUCAGACCACAGAUACAAUUCUAGGAUCUUCCAACUCGUCGCCGCUGCCGACCCGUGCCUAUCCCUAGACGAAUUACGUGUGGCCGUCAAUGUUGAGCCCGGAAUCCUAGCAUGGAACUCCUCGAGCCUUGUCGGUUCUGGGCACACCCUAGCAUCGCAGUACGGCGGCAAUCUUCUUGACAUCGACGAGGAGGAUCUCGGCGUCAGGUUCAUCCACCACAGCGCUCUCCUGCACCUUGCCGGCCGCCCCGUGCUCCGGAGCGCGGCGCCCUUUCACUUUGACUUCCAAGAUUCCGAGGUCACUUUAGGUGCGGUUUGCGUGACGUAUCUAAACUACAGCGUCUUCGAGAACCGGGUCUCGACGGCGCAAAAGGUCUCCUUCGCCCAGGUCCCCCAGAUGGUGGCCGAGUCGGCCAUGCCGUCCAACAGGCUCUCUCAGAAGGUCAUGAGAAUUUUGUCCAAGGAUAAACGCUCCAGCGUCUCCAAGAUUGACCUGGAGCGCCUGGCGUCCGACUUGCUAGCACACAGAUUCAAAGUCCACGACGACGUACAGCUCUUUCUGCCCUACGCCAAAGCAUACUGGCUGAUCAUGUCCAGGAGCUUCUCCGAGGCAAUAGAUCCCGCUGUGUACUCUCUCUGGAAGACAUUACUUACCGGAGCCGUGCCAUCCAUCUCAGGCUCUCUCCCUUGGGAUGCUAGCUCCGCCGCCUCCGCCGCAGAAUGGGCCGUCCACAACAACCACGGCUUUUUCUUCAGACACCUCCUCUUCAACUCAGACACGGAUAGCUUGAGCGAGGUCCUAUCAACAACAGUUCGCCUAGCCGAGGAAGACGAACGGAACCGGGCCACGGCCGCAAACGGCCUGGCUGUUGAGGGAGGUCGGCAAGGGUUCAACCUGUCUGGAGAAGCCCUGGGCCCACUAGUGCCGGUCUACCUGAUGAGUUGCAUGCAAGCUAUGCGCAAUAUCGAUCAUUCCGUUGUCCUGCGCUUCAUCGGUCUAGGCAGUCUUCCUUUUGGUACGGGUGACCGCUGCAACCAGUUCAUGGACCCGACGAGGGCCAAAUUCAGCUUGAACUCCAUUGCUCGCUCGGCCAUCACGCACGUAUUUACUGACACAUGCCGUUCCCCACCCAAAACAUGCAUGUGUGAUCCUAUCAUUUAUUUUACGAACUACCUCCCUCACAUCGAUGCCUUGUUGGAUAACGGGAUGACUCUCUUGCAUACGGCCAUCCAGCAAAAUCACGAGCGGCUGGCAUGGACUCUGCUGACCGAACACGGCGCAGAUCCCAACGGUUCCAGCGUGUCCGGCUUCCCCAGCCCACUGCAGCUCUGUCUACAACAGGAUAGGAGCCUCGCGGCAUUGGCCGGCCUGCUCGUUAAGCUGGGGGCCGAUGUCUUAGCCAACCCAGACAACGACAUCCCGCCCUUUUUUCUCGCCAUCGGCAUUCCCGACUACAAGGUCUUCCACGUGCUCCGCGGCGCAGGCGCCUACGACAGGACCCGGCGCUACGGCUCCAAGAACGAGACGGCGUUCGAGUUCGCCUGCCGGAAGUACUGCGAGCCCCGGCUCCGGGACUACCCGUACGUCAUCCUGAACACGCUGUUCAAGGACGGCGCCGAGGUGAACUCGCGCAACAGCAGCGGCGAGACACCACUCCUGAUGGCGUCCAGAAGCGGCACCGCCGCCCUGAUCACGAGGCUCCUCGAGCUGGCGGCGGACCCUAACGUCGCGGACGUCCACGGCGCAACGCCGCUCCACUACGCCCACGGCGACGUCGCCGCUGAACUCAUAGAAAACGGCGCACGCCCGGACGCGGUCUGCGAAGGCGUGACGCCUCUCAUGGCUGCCGCCCACCAGGGAGACGUCGAGGCCGUCAAGGCUCUUUUGCAAAGCGGCAGCGACACAAACCACCGGCUGGAGGCGUCACCCGUGGCAGCCGGGGACGAGGUCCUCAACUGGCGGGUGCGCAUGACAAAAAACCAGUCGCAGAAGAACGUGCUGAUGAAUACGGGCUUCAAGGCCGCGCUGGGAGAUACGGCGCUGUCCAUGGUGAUGCGCCGGCUGGAAACUCUCAGCGAGGCGAUGACGGAGGCGGAGGAGCUCCGGGGGCGGGAGCUGUUGCUAGAUGGCAUACAAAAAGAAGAGGUCGGGCUUUUCAGGCACCUCUGGGCCACUUAUGGGACGAUUGCGGUCGACCUCAUAGACGCUGGGGGGAAUACUGUCGACGCCUUGAAGAACGAUGGCGCUUUCCAGGAGCUGUAUGAGGAAAUCCCAUUCUGGCAGCCCAUCUUAAGCAGUCUGCGCGGACAGCGUCAGGAUGAAGACGGAUACCUGACAUACCGACGGAAGACUGGGCACAUUCUGGAUGGUGUCGACGAAUCCUAGCAUGGUUGUCGUGACAGUAUCUGGAGGUGCCGGUGGGAGACAACGAUUACAGAGGGCAGAGACACCUGGCAGACUAGACUGGUCCAUGACGGAGCGAACUGUUUUGUCGUUUUGUUCUCGAGUAGCCUCCAAG
Messenger RNA from Colletotrichum navitas, 4085 nucleotides. RefSeq lists its product as uncharacterized. Bases 314 to 3952 code for a protein of 1212 amino acids. The record is from RefSeq and is a predicted model, not a curated record. The transcript is spliced from 2 exons. Lineage: Eukaryota; Fungi; Ascomycota; Sordariomycetes; Glomerellales; Glomerellaceae. Gene Ontology annotation, molecular function: protein binding.